Molecule: messenger RNA, 1419 nt
Organism: Adineta steineri
Lineage: Eukaryota; Metazoa; Rotifera; Eurotatoria; Adinetida; Adinetidae
Source: the annotation of a GenBank genome assembly
AUGGCAACAGCAACCAAUAAAGUACAAUGUUUUGUGUGUAACAAAGAAAAAAAUACAUACAAUUGUAAAGGAUGUUCAAAAGAAUUCUGUUUUCCUCAUUUAACAGAACAUCGACAAAGCAUCAACACACAAUUAGAGGCAAUUAUUAAUGAUCAUGAUCAAUUUCAACAAACAAUUAUUCAACAAAAACAAAAUCUUCACAAUUCUUCUUUAAUUCGACAAAUUAAUCAAUGGGAAAAAAAUUCAAUUCAUCACAUUCAACAGACAGCACAACUAUGUCGAAAAACAGCGAUGAAAUUAACACAAAAAUCAAUCAGUGAUGUGGAAAAAAAGUUUAUUGAAUUAUCUAAGAAACUGAAAGAAAUUCGUGAGGAAAAUGAAUUUAAUGAAAAUGAUUUAAAGCAUUUUCAAUUAAAAUUAACACAAAUUACAGAAGAAUUUCUUCAACCGUUAGAUAUUUCUAUUCGACAAGAUUUACAAGAAUUUAUUAGCAAAAUUUCAGUUAAUAUUUCAUCAUUCGAAACAAAACUCAACAAAUGGAAACAAAAGGCUAGUACUGUGGCUGGUGGAAAUGGACAUGGACUAGAAUUAAAUCAACUUCAUCACCCUCGCGGAAUCUUUAUUGAUGAAAAGAAUAACAUUUUCACUGCUGAUUUUUUCAAUCAUCGUGUUGUUGAAUGGAAAUGUAAUGCAAAAGAAGGACAAAUCAUUGCAGGUGAAAAUGGUAGAGAAAAUCGAAUGAAUGAAUUGAAUUAUCCAACACAUAUGAUUGUUGAUCAACAAAAUCAUUCGAUCAUCAUUGCUGAUUGUGGAAACAGACGAGUGAUUCGAUGGAUGAAUCAAAAUCAGCAAAUACUCAUUGAAAAUAUUUACUGCUGUGGCUUGGCAAUGGAUAAGUAUGGAUUUCUUUAUGUUUCUGAUUGGAAGAGGAAUGAAGUGAGACGAUGGAAAAUGGAAGAAUACAAUAACGAAGGAAUAAUAGUGGCAGGUGGAAAUGGACUAGGAAAUCAACUCAAUCAACUCAACUGUCCAAAUUUUAUCUUUGUUGAUGAUGAUCAAUCUGUUUAUGUAUCAGAUUUUAACAAUGAUCGUGUGAUAAAAUGGCGAAAAGAUGCAAAAGAUGGAAAAGUUGUGGCUGGAGGAAAUGGUCAAGGAAGAAAUCUUAAUCAAUUGUCUUGUCCUCAAGGAGUAAUUGUUGAUGAUUUGGAUCAGAUCUAUGUAGCAGAUAGUGUGAAUAAUCGAGUAAUGCGUUGGAGUGAAGGAAAAGAAGAAGGUGAAGUUGUUGUUGGUGAAAAGGGAAAAGGAAAUCAACCAAAUCAAUUGAAUUGUCCCUUUGGUUUGUCUUUUGAUAAUGAAGGAAACCUUUAUGUUGUUGAUUGUUGGAAUCAUCGAAUUGAAAAAUUUAAAAUAAUAUUGUGA